UGUCUCUGUCUCUACAUGGGGGUCUCACCUCCCCCCCCCAACCCCUUCUCUCGCCAGCUUUUCUAUUCGUUCUUCAAAUCCCUGGUGGGGAAGGAUGUGGUGGUGGAGUUAAAAAAUGAUCUGAGUAUCUGUGGGACCCUCCAUUCUGUGGAUCAGUACCUGAACAUCAAGCUGACCGAUAUCAGCGUGACGGAUCCGGAGAAGUACCCCCACAUGCUGUCGGUGAAGAACUGCUUUAUCCGUGGCUCCGUGGUGCGCUACGUGCAGCUGCCGGCGGACGAGGUGGACACGCAGCUGCUGCAGGACGCCGCGCGCAAGGAGGCGCUGCAGCAGAAGCAGUGACCCCCCCCCCCCCCCCGCUGCAGGGGGUACAGGGCAGAAAUCGGCCCCACCUGGCUGCUUCCCGCUAGCCCCCCUGUUCGGCAGCUCCUGCCACGACACCGAUGCUCCUGGACGCCUGGGUCCGUGGCUGCUCCCCCUCCUGGCUGGGAGCAGGAGCUGAGCCGCUGUCCAGGAGCCCGGACACCUGGGUCCACUCUGCUCCCUCCACGCUCUGGGAGUAGGAGCCGAGCCCCUAUCCAGGAGCCCGGAUGCCUGGGUUCUUCCUUUUCACCCUGCCCUCCCAGGCCCCGGAGGCCUGAGUGUCUCUCUGCAAGCCCAGGCCUCCAGACUCCUGGGUUUGUCUCCACUUGUGUUCGGGAGGAAACAGGAAAAGCAGAGGGGAACCCAGGCAUCCGGGGCCCUGCAUGGGGACUCAGCUUCUACUCAAGAGAAUUGGGUGGGGGCUGUGCCCUUUUUAGGGGCCUGGACACCUGGGUUCAACUCCCCUGCCCCCCAAUAUCCCCAGAUCUAGGACAACUGAGUUCUGUGUGCUCCCUGAGCUGCUUUUCUCUUCUGGGAUGAAUAUCAGGGUGGUCCUAGGUUUGUCGUGUCCUCCCCCCCUUGGGGGAAAAGAUUAUGGGGGUCCCCUUAGUUCUGGUUUGAAUCUCCCCAGCCCCCUCUUUCAUCUCCAGGGCCAUGGCCAGUUAAGCCUCAUUUUUAUUUUUAAACUCUUAAUUUCUCCAUGUUCUUUAAGGGGGGGUGUUUAGUCCCCCCCCCAUCUUUGGAGGGGCAGGGACUGCGCUCCUGGGGUGCUGUUAACUCCAGCUGGCAAAAUCCUGGAAGAGUUGUGGGGCGUUUGAAUUUCCCCGGGGGAGACUGGGGUUUUUUUAGGGUUCAGGCCGAGGGGGAUGAAGGUUUUUUGUAUGUUUGAUUUGUGGCUUGAAGUCUUGGGUGGAAUAAAAGAUUUUGGAGCCUGGUUACAAA
Messenger RNA from Gopherus flavomarginatus (Mexican gopher tortoise), 1305 nucleotides. RefSeq names its product LSM2 homolog, U6 small nuclear RNA and mRNA degradation associated (gene LSM2). The transcript has 4 exons. Gene Ontology annotation, molecular function: RNA binding. Gene Ontology annotation, cellular component: U4/U6 x U5 tri-snRNP complex; precatalytic spliceosome; P-body. Bases 16 to 342 code for a protein of 108 amino acids. The record is from RefSeq and is a predicted model, not a curated record. Lineage: Eukaryota; Metazoa; Chordata; Testudines; Testudinidae. Gene Ontology annotation, biological process: mRNA splicing, via spliceosome.